UUGCAGGUGAGGGUAGGCAAACUAUCCCACACGCCCAAACGGCCACUGCAGCUCCACAUUUACAACUGAAAAUAGAAAAAAAAAUGCUCCAGGGGGCAGUUAGGGUGAUACAGUGCUGAGCUAACAUUACCUUAAAGGACUCAGUGCAACCUCAAGGGUGUGAUCACAGGAGCAGACAGAGAGUGGGAGGGCAGGAUCCCAUUGUUUCUAUCCAGAAUGGCUCCACACUUGCUGAAAGGUUGAACAUGAAGGAUCUAUACAGGGCUGUUAUCUGAUGUGGAUAAGUGCGGUACAUAAACUGUAUGAGUAACAGACUGGCUUCACACAGACAGGUCCCUGUACGUCUCACAGUGGACAUACUGAAGCUUCUUUCUCUUCUGUUGCUACUUGUCAAGACAACACUGCCUGCAGCAGCAUGUUGCAGACAGUCAGUGAUUGGCUGUGGUGGGAGCGUCUGUGGCUGCCAGCAAACAUCUCCUGGUCUGAUCUGGAGGACACUGAAGGUCGUGUCUAUGCCAAAGGCUCUCAACUUUACGCCGUCCUGCCCAGCGCCCUUUGCUUGCUCUUCAUCAGAUAUUUGUUUGAGAGGUACGUGGCCACACCACUGGGUAAUGUUUGGGGAAUCAGGGACAGAGUACGUCUCAAAGCAGAACGAAACCCCUUAUUAGAAAACUACUUCUGCAACCAAGCACGAACUCCAUCACAGGCCGAUGUGAGGGCUCUGUGUAAGAAGACCACCUGGUCAGAAAGGAGAAUUCAAGUCUGGUUCAAGAGGCGGAGGAACCAGGAGCGUGCAGGGCUUCGGAAGAGGUUCUGUGAGGCCAGUUGGAGAUGUGUGUUUUAUUCUUUUGCGUUUGUCUACGGAGUCCUAGCUCUUUAUGAUAAACCUUGGCUUUAUAAUCUGAAGGAGGUUUGGGCAGGCUUCCCUAAACAGUCCAUGCUGCCAUCUCAGUACUGGUAUUACCUCUUGGAAAUGGGCUUCUACCUUUCUCUGCUGUUCAGCCUCACGUUUGAUGUGAAACGGAAGGAUUUCAAAGAGCAGGUGAUUCAUCAUUUUGCCACGCUGACUCUUCUGGGUUUCUCCUGGAUUUCUAACUACAUCCGUAUUGGAACCCUUGUGAUGGUGGUUCACGACUCCGCUGACAUACUGCUGGAGGGUGCAAAGGUAUUAAACUACGCCAAGUGGCACCACACUGCCAACACCUUGUUUGUGGUGUUUACAGUUCUCUUUACACUGACAAGACUUGUCAUCUUUCCUUUCUGGUUGAUCCACUGCACAUGGGUGUACCCAGUGGAGGAGUUUGCUCCCUUCUUUGGCUACUACUUCUUCAAUGUGAUGCUAGUGGUUCUCCUGACACUCCACCUCUACUGGGCUUUUCUCAUAGCACGGAUGGUUUACAAGUUAAUCUUCACCAAGGUGUGUUCACAGCUGGAAGGCGAUGACAGGAGCGAUGAAGAGGAGGAUGACAGUGACUCAUCGAAGGACAGAAACCACAAACUGAGUCACAUAAAUGGGUCUGGAGCCAGAGGCCGGGCCAAUGGACACUGACACACACAGACUGACAGAAACGGAGAGAGAGAGAGAGAGAGGAAAAUGGACAGCAGACACAUGGGAACAUUCAGCCUGGAUCGCAGCUGAAUCUAAUUGUUUAUAUACACUUGAGGAGAGAAAAUGAUUUCUACAGGAACUGUGAGGAAUUAUUCAUAAACUGAUUUGAAGCUGCAUGGUUUUCUGGAUUUCACUGAAUUCAGAACCUCUGAUAACUUUUCUUAUUCUACUCGUAAUUAAAAAUAGAGAAGGACUAAUUUAAUAUGCUGUUUUUGCAUUUUUGUAUAUUGUUAAGAAUAAUUUUGAUGCUAAUAACAAUAUAUUAAUUACUCACAUGUCAGUAUGUGCGUCUAUGUGUUCAUUUGUCAGUGUUGUGGAGUACUACUAACUACUAGUACUACUAACUACAUUUAGCUCAAUUACAAGACUAACUUUGCAGUAGUUGGGUGGCAGUUUAAGUACAUUCAAAUCUCAGUAGCUUUUUCAGUAGAAAAGUACUUUGUAUUCUCUUGAUGUUUUUUGCCAUAACAUAUUUCACAGUGCUACAGAUUCAGGGUGUCUACAAAUUUUAAGUUAAAUUUAAGACUUUUAAAUAUCUUUUUAAUACCACCUCACUAUGAAAUUUAAGACCAAACUUGCAGUUGAAAUACACAUUAUAUAUAUUUGUGUGUGUGUGUGUGUGUGUGUGUGUGUGACACACAUACGUAAGUAUUCUUUCCAAGUAAACACACUAAUGUGAGUUCAAAAUGAACACUAAGGACAACAAAUAGGUGAGUUUAAGUUUAAUGUGUUUAAUGUAAAAAGUAAACAGAAUCUUAUCGCUGU
This is a messenger RNA of Epinephelus lanceolatus (giant grouper), 2374 nucleotides long. The record is from RefSeq and is a predicted model, not a curated record. Lineage: Eukaryota; Metazoa; Chordata; Actinopteri; Perciformes; Serranidae.